Messenger RNA from Bombina bombina (fire-bellied toad), 2290 nucleotides. It is a transcript of the gene CCDC68, whose product is annotated as coiled-coil domain containing 68. The record is from RefSeq and is a predicted model, not a curated record. Gene Ontology annotation, biological process: intracellular signal transduction. The coding region runs from base 177 to 1211 and encodes 344 amino acids. NCBI's taxonomy places the organism in Eukaryota, Metazoa, Chordata, Amphibia, Anura, Bombinatoridae. Gene Ontology annotation, cellular component: intracellular anatomical structure. The transcript is spliced from 11 exons.
AUGUACAGUGAGCAGACUGCAGGGGCAGCCCAGUGACGCAGCCUCCUGAUCUAGCAGCACUUCAGUUUAUGCUGAUCCAGAGGAGAACAGAACAUAUGACAUCUGUGAUUAGUACCUGGCUAUAGCACUCAUUCACAGUGAUUUCUCACAGGACCCUCACAGCUCCCUCGGUCACCAUGACGACAUCACUUGCAGAGGAUGGCUUCUCGAGAGGAGACAAUCUUAGGCAAGCAGAAGAUGACAUAUUUUAUAUGUACGGUUCUACGACUACUCACGUCACUGAAGAAACAGAAUAUGUUCGAAAGAUUCGAAAUACACUGGAGAAAAUACAAAGCCAGCUGUUUAAAGAUGAUGUAAAUGGAAAAACACUAAACUCCACACAGGAUAAGAUUUCUUCUCACUUACAAAAUGACUGCAGUUUAGAUGAUCUGCAGUCAUUUGCCUCAAGAUAUAAGAGGAUUAUUGAGAACCUAAAUAAUAAAGAUGAAGAGCUGGUUGAAAUGAACAAAGAAAAUGAAGAUCUGCAGAUAAAGCUAGAAGCUACACGUGAAGCGGGGGCGAGUGUUGUAAGAAGCACAACACGAAGACUGUAUGAAAAUUACAGCAAACAGUCAGAUCAACUGAGAAAAGCUCAUAAGGACGAGACACAGAAAAUGCAGGUCUCUGCUGCUGAACAUGAAGAGACACUGAAGAAAAGUGUAGACAAACUUAAUGAGGUGGCGGAAAAAAUCCAAGAAAAGCACGGUCGCAUAACAGAGUUGGAAAACCUAAUGCAUAGAAUGGAAGCUGAAAAGGCCUCUCUGCUAGACAAGAAACGUUCACUAGAAAAUGAGCUUUUACGGAGAAUGUCAAGUUAUGGAAAUACAAAUAGUUGUGUAGCUAUGCAAACAGAGAUCUGCACACUCCAAGAACAGGUAAAUCACCUGCAGCAGUUAAUGAUGUCUCAGCACCAGUCUCUGCGCUGUUUAAUCCAAGAGAGUGAAGAAUUAAAGAGUCGAUUAAAGGAACAAGAUGAAAGAAUUGGUGAUCUGAAGGAAAGAGUUGAUUGUCUUGAACACCAGAAUAAAGAGCUAAAGCAAAAAGUUGGAAAUCUUUCUAACCAAAAUACAGCCAAAGCGUCAAAAGGAAUAUCUGUAAAUGAGUUCAUGUUGGAUAGAAUGUCUCCUUACUACAUGCUUCUAAGUCAAAAACAUAAAGCAGAGAAAAGCUGAUAAAGAUUUUUGAAUGAACCAAGAAAAGCACGAAGAGUUCCUCAUUUCCGGAAAUGCAUUUCACACGCGUUUUAUGAACAUGUCAGAUGAUCAGUACAAUGACCAUAAAUUCCUCAUUGUAUACGUUACUUUGUACAGAACACUUGUGACCAUCGCUGUCCAACAAAGUCACAGAAAGUGUUGCACUGCAAUUGCGUUGUUUGUGCUAAUGGUGCUAACAUUUCACGUAAAUAUAUUAAGAAUGUUAAGAAAACGCAGAAUAGUGCUGGAAAGAAGUGAAUUUUCACUGCACUUCAUUGGUAUUAAUCAUUAUUAUUAUUUCUAUUUAUUAUUAUUUUUUAAUCAUCCUAAUAAUAAUUAUAAUAAUCUUGUGAGAAUACAAUCAUUUUGGCAUUUGAGGAACCCAAAAGGAUAUGUUUUAGAUUUCAUAUGAACAACUACACAGAACAAAGUGACGGAGAACACACUCUUCACUUUCACAGUUGAAAGGUUUAUAUUUUCCUGAUUAUUAAUUAGUGAUAAAACUAUUAAAUGGGCAUUGUAAGUCAUGGUGCCAUAUUUAGAAUUUUCCAUUCCUUGUGGUGUUUUAACUGUUAAACACACAAACCAUAUGUUGUUGUUUUUUCAGCAGACUAUAUCAUUUCAGAAGAUAGCUUUUCAUUGCAUAUACAGUAAAUAUUUUGUAAUUUUUUGUUCUUUGUUUUUACCAUUCACCUUUCUAAAACUCCAAAACUUUAAAUUAUGUUCCUAGAUUUUUUUUUAGUAAAAAUUUAAAAUGAGAUGAUAUUUUUUUUAUUUUUUUUUGCAAUGUUUUGCAAUCUUACACUUUAUGGGGAAGUAAAGUAAAAAUAAAAUAUCUUGCUAUAUAACUGUUGAGGCACAAAAUUCCUAUCACAUAGAAGAGCAUCAAUGUUUUAUGGCAGUGUUUGUAUGCUCUGACUUCACAGCAAACCUGCUUAGCACACGAAAACUAAAAUAUUUUCACCAAUAAUUCAUCUUCUUUAAAACCAUAACCUCUUUUCUUUCCUAUGGCAUAGAGAGUCCAUGAAACAUUCUAAUUACUAGUGGGAUAUUCGCUU